CAGACGAACGUCAAAAUAUUUAUCUCAGUAAGUAAUAACAUACAUAAGUGCUUUUCUAAUGCACUAUAUAAACAUUGAAACAGAAUUUACAUUACAAGUGUGUGAACAGUACCUAUUAUAAAAAAUGAUAAAAUAUCAGUGUUUUGGCAUUGUAUUGCUAUGUCUGAUUGUGUUGGCUAAAAGUAAAACAAGUAACUCAAAACAACAAAAUGUGAGAUCAUUUCCAGAUGGAUUCUUAUUUGGUACAGCGACAGCUUCGUACCAAGUUGAAGGUGGUUGGAACGAAGAUGGUAAAACUGAAAACAUUUGGGACCACAGAACUCAUUUAAAUCCAAGUCCUAUUAAAGAUCAGUCCACCGGAGACAUCGCUGCUGAUUCCUAUCAUUUAUACAAAAGGGACGUAGAAAUGAUGCGUGAACUAGGACUUGAUUUCUAUAGGUUUUCUUUGUCGUGGACGAGGAUCUUACCCACGGGUUUCCCUGAUAAGAUCAACGAAGCUGGCGUAGAAUAUUAUAAUAACUUAAUAAACGAAAUGUUAAAAUAUAAUAUAGAGCCAGUCGUCACACUCUAUCAUUGGGAUUUGCCACAGAAGUUUCAAGAGUUGGGAGGAUGGACAAAUCCUUUUAUAAUAGAUUGGUAUACGGAUUUCGCACGAGUGGUAUUUGAGACUUUUGGAGAUAGAGUAAAAUAUUGGAUAACAAUUAAUGAGCCACGUGAAAUAUGUUACCAAGGAUACGGGGCGGCGAGCCUGGCGCCUGGUUACAAUUACUCCGGUGUAGCAGAUUAUAUGUGUGCCAAACAUUUAUUACUAGCUCAUGCAAAAACUUAUCACAUGUACGAUCAAAAGUACAGACCAAAGUAUGGUGGAAAUAUAUUUAUUACUUUAAGUGCAAUGUGGUACGAACCUGCAAAUGAAAAUGAGAUUGAAGCGGCCAGCGAUGCUAAUCAAUUUCAGUGGGCUUUAUAUGCUCAUCCAAUAUUUUCAAGAGUUGGCGACUAUCCACCUGUUAUAAAAGAGAAGAUUGCAGCAAAAAGUGCUGAACAAGGCUUUACGAGAUCAAGAUUGCCCGAAUUUACGCCAGAGGAAGUAGAGUAUAUUCAAGGCACGUCUGAUUUCUUCGGUCUGAAUCAUUAUUCGACUUAUUAUGUGGUCAGGAACGAAUCUGUAAAGGGCAUGUAUGAAGUGCCAUCAUUUUUCGAUGACAUGGACGUAAUUAUAUAUCAGCUUCCUGAUUGGAAAAUUGGCGAAUCAAAUUUUACUAUGUAUGUGCCGUGGGGCUUCUACAACUUGCUGACCCAAAUAAGAGAGGACUACGACAACCCCGUUGUGUUUAUAACUGAGAAUGGAUUCGCAACACGAGGUGGUUUAGAUGACGAUGACCGAGUCACUUACUAUAAGUACUACCUAAAUGCUAUGUUGGAUGCUAUUGAUGACGGAUCCAACAUUAUAGCCUAUACGGCAUGGAGUAUCAUGGAUAACUUCGAAUGGUCACUGGGAUACACCGAACGGUUUGGCUUAUACGAAGUCGAUUAUAAUAGUCCGGAGCGGACACGCACUCCGCGUAAGUCUGCUUUCCUGUAUAAGGAGAUACUGCGUACGCGCACCCUAGAUCUGGAAUAUGAGCCUGAUACAAACGUCAUGGACAUUGAUGAAGGCCACUGAAAUAUCAAUCUUUACAAUAAUUUUAAUAGUUUUGAUAAAUUCACUAACGUAAUAAUGAUUAUAUAAAAUAAUUAUGUUCUGUCUGUCAAUUUUGGAGCUAGUACAUACUUGUUAUAUAUAUUUUUUAGAAUUAUACAUUUAUCUUUAA
Messenger RNA from Galleria mellonella (greater wax moth), 1811 nucleotides. Its product is annotated as myrosinase 1-like. The transcript has 6 exons. The record is from RefSeq and is a predicted model, not a curated record. NCBI's taxonomy places the organism in Eukaryota, Metazoa, Arthropoda, Insecta, Lepidoptera, Pyralidae. Gene Ontology annotation, molecular function: beta-glucosidase activity. Gene Ontology annotation, biological process: carbohydrate metabolic process. The coding region runs from base 125 to 1663 and encodes 512 amino acids.